AUGCUCCUCGAACAUGUCAUGCUCUACAUCGCGCUUCCAUGUAUGUCGUUCAGCCUGUUGAUCUACAUCUUCUACGUGUUUAAGCGUCGACAUCGAAUGCAUUUCGAAAUUGGGUACCCCUAUCCGCCAAUGGAUGAUGGUCCCGUUCCAGUGGCGCCGUCGAACGAGGCGGCGCCGCCUUAUAUCGAAGCCGUCACCUGUAGGACGGAGAGUAUAUUCGCCAUCACUGAGCCCGAACUUUCUCGCUAUUACGAUUUUCAAGUGCUCGACGAAUGCUAUCCGCCAAAUUUCAUUUGUCCGCCAACCGAACCACCACCACCAUACCCAGGCCUCGAAAAGGGACCACCACCAUUGGACCCAAUUGUCUAUCAUCGGGAUAUGUAA
Molecule: messenger RNA, 384 nt
Organism: Caenorhabditis bovis
Lineage: Eukaryota; Metazoa; Nematoda; Chromadorea; Rhabditida; Rhabditidae
Source: the annotation of a GenBank genome assembly